Messenger RNA from Cucumis melo (muskmelon), 2180 nucleotides. RefSeq names its product FCS-Like Zinc finger 10. Bases 549 to 1748 code for a protein of 399 amino acids. The transcript has 3 exons. The record is from RefSeq and is a predicted model, not a curated record. Lineage: Eukaryota; Viridiplantae; Streptophyta; Magnoliopsida; Cucurbitales; Cucurbitaceae.
GGGAAAAUACGUACAAAAUAAUUCUCUGCCAAAAUACUGUAGUGCACGGCAUUGCAUUAGUAGGGAGGUAAAGUUUUGGUUUUCUCAUAGAGCUGAAAGAGGUGUGUUUCUGAAGCUCACUGCUUCACUGAUUUUGAGGCAAUUUCUAGAGAGAGAACACCAGAGAAGAGGAAGAGAAGAGUGCCUCACAAGUUUCACAGUUCGCCAUACCAAUACCCCAUUUCCCCCCUUUUCCAUUCACUAAUUUUUCUGUUCAGAACAACGCCAUUAGUGAAGUUUCAGAGCUCUUUCAACGGAUUUCACAAACCAAGUUUCUGCUACUUCUGAAUUGAUUCUGUGGACUGUGUUCUUCUUUUGGGGAGUUUCUUAUCAAUGAUCAGAUGUUAAUGAUGUUUGUAUUUUACACUGCACAAUGCUGCUGGGUUUCUGCCGAUUCUGAUGGAUUCCUGAAACUAUAUUGUAUUUGUGAAUGAGCCCAAAUAACAUUGAUGUAGACAAGAAGCUAUGGUUUUGUAGGGGUUGGAUUUUCGGAGUGGCGAAUCAAAACAAUGCUGAGGAAGAGAACAAGGUCAGUUCAGAAAGAUCAAUACAGAAUGAAUCAGAUGAAUGUCCCUUGUUCUGGUUCUGAGCUUCACACCAAAUGUAGUUCUAUUUUCAAAAGAUCUCACCUUUUUACUGGGUUGUCUCCUAAAGGUUUAGAGUCCGAUUCGGCCAAAAGUCCAACUUCCCCUCUUGAUUUUUGGGUGUUAUCAAGUUUAGGUAACCCUCUUAGAUCUCCUAGAUCAUCAUCCAAUGAGGGGCAUAGAAAGAACUGGGAUUCUAGUAAAGUAGGGCUGAGCAUUAUUGAUUCUUUAAAUGACGAUGAUAGUAAACUAUUUGGGAAAGUUCUUCGAUCGUCAGAUAGUAAGACCGCUCUCUUUGGACCUCGAAGUGUGGCCAAGAAAUCUAAUUGUCCACCACAGGCAAAUCUUAUCCAGGGACCUAAAUCCUUGCCUAAAAACUAUCCAAUUUUCCAGGUACCGAAGACCAAAACUCCCAUUGAACAGGGAAACUCUGAUGUGAUUUUUGAAAUUGGAGAAACCCCGUUAGAAUAUGAGCCUUUUGGGAACUACUCUCGUUCUUUUGAUUCCUACAGGGGAUUUGCUCCUCGAGCUGUUAUAAAUGGUCUCAGUGUUAGCAGUUGUAGUACUACUACUGAGAGUGUUGCUUCUCCUUGUUUAGGUGAAGAACCUCGAGUGUCCGAAAAAUAUCCUCUCACAAAACCGUGUUCGAUUUCUUUAGGCUUAUCCUGUGAUAACGGAUCUAAUAAGCCUCUCUCAGCAAGUGAUAUCGAGCUGUCUGAAGAUUAUACAUGUGUAAUUUCACAUGGUCCGAACCCGAAAACUACCCAUAUUUAUGGUGACUGCAUUUUAGAAUGUCACUCUAAUUAUUUGAGCUCAUCUUCUGAGAAUGAAAUGAAGGAGAUGGGAUUUCCUCAUCCUCUUAAAAGCUUGAAUACCCCCACUUCAUAUUCAUUAACCGACUUCUUAAGCAUGUGCUACUCCUGUCACAAGAAACUGGAUGAGGGAAAAGACAUUUACAUUUACAGGGGGGAGAAAGCCUUCUGUAGUCUAACAUGCCGUUCCCAGGAGAUGUUGAUGGACGAAGAACUAGAGAAAUCCAUCGACAAAACCUCCGAAAGUUCUCCCAAGUCCAGUGCUGACCAUGAUGAGGACCUUUUUGAAACCAGCAUUGGUGGCUUUGCAUAAGCACUCGCUUCCAGUGGCUGGCCACCAUGCCCGUGGUUGAUGAACCUAUCAAAGGCGACAGACACCCUUUUGGUCAUCUGUUUGAAAAGAGCUGUUUUUAUGUCCAUUGGUGGCAGCCAUGGAUGAUCACUUUUUGUAAAAUGAUGGUGUUUGUUUGCUUUGCUUCACCUCCCAUAGUCAUAGUGGAUGAUAAUCUUUGGCCUUUUUUCCUUUUUAACAUAAAAUUGACUGUGAAUGCCCUGUGAGCCUAUUUUUUGUGGCUCUUUUUUGAGUUUUUUUUUUUUUUUUCUGGCUUAUGAUUAUGGCCAGAAAAUAAAAUGAUGUAUGGACUUGAGCCUCCACCUUUGAAUAGAAUGGCAGUUUCAGUUCCAUAUUACAACUUUGAUGCUUGUGGUAUGAACCUAACUGUGACCUUUUUACCCCCCUUUUAAA